Molecule: messenger RNA, 3807 nt
Organism: Stomoxys calcitrans (stable fly)
Lineage: Eukaryota; Metazoa; Arthropoda; Insecta; Diptera; Muscidae
Product: gastrula zinc finger protein XlCGF26.1-like
Exons: 4
Coding region: 92-1693 (533 amino acids)
Biological process (GO): regulation of transcription by RNA polymerase II
Cellular component (GO): nucleus
Molecular function (GO): RNA polymerase II cis-regulatory region sequence-specific DNA binding; DNA-binding transcription factor activity; zinc ion binding
Source: RefSeq, a predicted model, not a curated record
AAAACAAAUUCAUUUGUUUACAAUUUUAUCACUGGAUUAAUUGCUUAUCAGUGAAUGAUAAAUAUUAAUAUAAGUUAAAUUUUUUGAUAUAAUGGAUUGCCUUAUCUGCUUGGACGUAAAUGUGAUUGGCCCCAAUUGCAUAGCUGUUGAUUCGGAGCAGUGGUUAAAGUUCAACAUAACUAACAUUAUUAAGAAGUAUUUAUGGCCUCUUGAACCCAUCCAUUCAUUGAGUUGUAUAUGUUCGGACUGUUGGAGAGAGUUAAAUGGAUUUCACGAAUUCUAUACCCGUGUGGAAAAUGCUCACAACAAUAAACCUCUAUUUCUGAAACCCGAAAUAGAUCCUUUGAUAGAGGAUCGAGAUCGUUAUGACUUUUGCGUAUUGCAACCGGAAAUCGAUAUAGAUUCACACCCCCAAAUAAAGGUGGAAUGUGGAGAAGUUUCCGGUAAUGAUUGUAAGUCUAAUGAAAAAAAGAAUGAAAACAUUGCUGUACAAACUUGGACGGCGCCUGCGUUAAUGGAUGAAGACCAAAACUCGGACAAUGAAAGUCAUAAUGAUAUUGACAGUCAAAAUGAUACAGAAAGCACGAUAAAUCCAAACAAUGACGUUUUGGAAACUAACCAAAAUGAACGCGAAUCGCAUAACAAAUCCAAUUUGGAAGAAAACAAAUUUUCUAGGACAAGGCUUACUAAGAAAGUCAACAAAAUUGACAAUCCUUGUAUACCCAAAAUGGAACUAUCAGAAUAUGAUGAAUUUCUCAAGAAACAUUUUGAAAUGAAGUGUGCAUUUUGCCAACAAAAAUUUGAUGAAUUUCGUUCGCUCUGUAAUCAUUAUAGCUCUGCGCACAACGAACAAGGCUAUGCACUGUGUUGUGAUAAGAAAUUCUUUCGUCGUCCACAUUUGAUCGAUCACAUUAAUUACCAUCUUAAUCCAGAGUAUUUCAAAUGUAAUAUUUGCGGAAAAUGUUGGAAUAAUAGACAACGACUGCAUAACCAUUUAAGGAUCCAUGGCGAGAGGGACUUUAGCUGUGAUAUAUGCGGGAAAAAAUUUGUGGAAGGGCGUCAUUUGGAGACACAUAAACUAGUACAUGUGCCAGAAUCAGAGAAGAACUUUCCUUGUAAUGAAUGUGGCAAGUUUUAUGCCAAUGAGGUUGCACUCUCGCGACAUAAGAAUUCAGUCCAUCUUAAUAUUUACACCAAAGUUUGCGAUAUUUGUGGACAAAUUUUGCCUGAUGCGUCCACCUUUAAAACGCAUAUGGAAAGACAUGCAGGCAUAUCUGUAAAAUGCGAUGAAUGCGGUUUAAUAUUGGCCAAUAAAAGAUGCUUAACAUUACACAAACAGAGAAAGCAUCCAGUUGAUGGAAAACGUGAUUACAAUUGUCAUAUUUGUUCAAGAGUAUCACCGACAUUGAAGGCCCUUAAGAAACAUAUACACGAAGUUCACGAAACCGAUUACAAAUUCACCUGCACCAUAUGUGGGAAGGGAUUUAAAAGAUCGGAUAAUUUCAAGUCUCACAUGUCUACACAUACAGGAUCCCCUCUAUAUCGUUGUCCUUGGUGUCCCAGAGCCUUCAACUCGAAUGGAAACAUGCAUAAACAUCGUAAAACAGUUCAUUUCGUCGAAUGGGAAAAGGAACAGCGGAAAAAAUACUCGGGAAACUUGCCACCAAAAUACGAAGCACAGUGUAAAUCGUAGUACGAUGUAGCAUAUUGUAGUGAAAAUUAAAGUAAUAACAUGAUAAUAUCUAAAUGCUGCUGAUUGGCCUAAGCUUAAAUAAUAUUUAAACAAAUACUGGCUAUUUAAACGCAGAAAUUAUAUUCCAAACGAGAUUUAAAGGAUGCUCACAGGUUCUAUGCUCCGAAACGACCCAGCAAGGAUUUUUACCCUGCACACAAGUAUAAGGAUACAAUGAUAACAACCGAGCGGUAAGGAGACCCAUCCGUCCGAUCCAUUUUCUAUGGUUAAGCACCGCAAUGUAUCGUGGACGAAAUAGAAUACCAUCCUAAGUGCAAAGUCCAAAGCCCUGUACCCAGACGAAAUAUUUGCUGUUGAAGUGGUCAUAAUUACCAUAGAAAUGCAUAAGACCCAAUACUUCCCAAUCAAUCGCCACUUAUGCCAAAGCAAGUGUAUGUGUCACAUGAAAGUGACAAAAGUAAGUUAGCUAAAAACACAUGCUUAUAGGACAAUAGAAUGAGCAAUCCCAUGGCAGACGGUUGUACGUACCGGAUUGAGCCGAUGGAAUUCUUCAUCGGCAAGGGCUGCCGCCUCGGAGUACAAUACACUGCCACAAGCAAGCACCCCUCAGCCGAUUGUCUUAUGCUGGCAAACCGCCUCUGCUAGCUUAUAAUGUAGGGUGGCAAAAACAUUCGGAUACACUCCGUUGUUUAUUGCAAAUUUUCCCCAUGAACAUUCUACUAAGGAACAGUGGCAAACUUCGCACAUAUCUAUAAGUGCAGUCCGAUUCAAGUUUAAGAGGUGUCACACUACGGCGUGCCUUGGAGAGAAGUUUUAUAUGGCAUAGUACCUCACAGAUGUUGCCAGCAUUAGGAGGGGAAAACCACAGUUGAAAAUUUUUUUCUGAUGAUUAUUUGUGGAAUUUACUCCAUGAGCAUAGAAAUGCUCUAACUUCUCAUCAUCUUCCCCUCAUGCCCUACACAUGCUAUCACUUGCCGCACCGACUUUACAUAAGUGAGCUCGUAGUCCUAUGUGUCCCGUUAUGAUACCAAUAACUAUACUAACCUCCUUCUUGCUUCAUUUCAAUAAAAGCCUCGUCUUCUCACGAUUUGGAACCCUCCAUAGAAUUUUCGUCCUACAAUGUUGAAUGCGCAUUCGUUCCACAAUGUUGCAUGCGCAUUCGUCACGCACUCCCUAAACUCGGGUUAACCAAGUUUAUUGACGGCAGUCCUCUGGCCUUCACCGCCAAAUCGUCUGCCCUUUCAUUUCCUCUUACUCCUUUAUGACCCGGCACCCAAACGAUGCUGAUUUUGCCAUCCUCAGAAAAGGCAUUAAUCUCCUUCUUACACUGCAAGACUGUUCGUGACCUUACCGUCCUGGUUGUUAUUGCCCUAAUGGCCAGUUUACUGUCGGUAAAGAUAUUCGCACUCAACGUCCUCGCGUUUCCACCACGCCCCCUCACGCAUUUCGUGAUCGCCCGGAUCUCCGCCUGCAGGACCGUUUUAUGGUCAAGCAGUCUAAAACAGAUUUCAGUCCCUGGGUUCUCAAUGUAAACAACAUGGCCCACUCUGUCCUCUAGCUUUGAUCCAUCCCUGUAACAUGAUCUUCCAGAUGGUAAUACUAGGUUUCCGUCAAUCCAAGACUGUGCCGAUGGCACCAGUGCAACGCACUCGACUUCAAGGUUUAUCUCAGGUAUCCGAUCGGAAACCUGUAGCGUGUCACCCUAUGUCUGAUUGGAGUAGAGCGACAUCUGGUUUUGAACAGUCACGUUUUUAUGGCAACUAGGGAAUACAACCCUGCGCUACCACCAUAUGUUACCUCCACAUACAAAUGGGACCACUACAACGACACUUCAAAGAAACAUAUGUUUUUUGUUUUUGCUAUUUUGGAAAAGCAAAUUUCAUGAUGGUUCCUCGGUGGACAUGAUGGCUUGGGGGAACCAUGAUGGUCAGUAUGUGGAGGAUGACAAGUUCUUUUUCGAUUGGAUCUUGGCAGCAAACGGAGGUGGGGCCAUCAGUAAAUAUAAAAAAAGAAUUAAACAAGUGAAUUAGCAAAAGAAAAAUUUAAUGUGUUUAUUGAGCGGUGUCACAGAAUAAACAAAGUGGUGAAAACUAAAGGAAUAAUUUAAAACAAAU